UGUUAAAUUCAACGGACAUUGUGACAAUGGCUGACGGUUUGCCUGGAGCAUGGUCUGAUCCAAGGGAGCCUGACGGAGUUCAGGAGAUUUGUGAUCAGGUGAAGCCCCACGUGGAGGAAAAGACAAAUAAGAUAUAUGUGGAAUUCAGAGUAGUUGAAUUCAGGAAGCAGAUUGUGGCUGGAACAAACUUCCUCAUCAAGGUUGAUGUUGGAGGAGAAAACUACAUUCAUCUGCUUGUCUUCAAGGCACUUCCAUGUAAUGGAGGUGGGAUCGAGCUGCUGAAAGUACUGGAGGACAAAACCAAAGAAGAACCCCUCGUACCUUUCUAAAAUGCUCUGCUUAUUCUUUCUGAAAUGAUUCCACACAAUACUGCUUUACAAUACAUCAUCGUUGAAUGUAUUAACAUAAUACAAUAUUUGGUGUUUGGAAGAAGCACCUUAAAUGUACAAUUUUCUAAAGAGAUAUUAAAGAAAGAAUUAAAGUGAGUCUUUAUGUCA
Molecule: messenger RNA, 497 nt
Organism: Morone saxatilis (striped sea-bass)
Lineage: Eukaryota; Metazoa; Chordata; Actinopteri; Moronidae
Product: cystatin-B-like
Exons: 3
Coding region: 27-329 (100 amino acids)
Cellular component (GO): cytosol
Molecular function (GO): cysteine-type endopeptidase inhibitor activity
Source: RefSeq, a predicted model, not a curated record